Molecule: messenger RNA, 961 nt
Organism: Lycium barbarum (goji berry)
Lineage: Eukaryota; Viridiplantae; Streptophyta; Magnoliopsida; Solanales; Solanaceae
Product: MYB-like transcription factor ETC2
Exons: 4
Coding region: 228-704 (158 amino acids)
Biological process (GO): cell differentiation
Cellular component (GO): nucleus
Molecular function (GO): transcription cis-regulatory region binding
Source: RefSeq, a predicted model, not a curated record
UACUACCAUUCUUCUUGUAAUUUGUCUUUUUUAUUCACUGAACUUUUCCACUCUCUUGCAAAAAUCAGAGCCACCCACGAGGACCCCUUCUUUUAAUAUCCUUUUUGCACUUUUAUUUAUAUAUAUACACAUAUUCAAGUUCGUUCUCCAUAUAGUGUUGAUUCUAGCUACUCUUCUUUGGCCAUCCAUUGCUAAAUAUUAAUUUAAUUAAAUUUCUAGCCAUCCUAAUGGCAGAUUGGGAUCGAUCAAGCACAUCAGAUAAUGCCUCAGUGGUCUCAGCUGAAUCUGAGCGAAAACUAUUGAGUUCACGUAAAUCCACGUAUUGUAUUGUAGAUCCCUUCCCAGUGGUAGCACAAGAGACUACCAGCGAAGAAACCUCAAAACUUGAAUUUUCAGAAGAUGAGGAAAUGCUCAUUGCUAAAAUGUUUAACUUGGUCGGUGAAAGGUGGUCACUAAUUGCUGGAAGAAUCCCAGGAAGAAGUGCUGAUGAUAUUGAAAAGUACUGGAACUCGAGAUACUCCAAGUGCCAGGGCGACAAUCUGCCGGAGAUACUGCACCAACCAAAAGAUGACGCUCAAACCAUUGGGCUGAAAGAGGAAUCUGGGCAUUCAACGGAAAAAAUUAAGGGGCAACAUCAACCACACGAACAACAUACCAGUGUAAUUUCACAAGUGGGCGACAGUGAUAAUUUUACGUUCAAGUGACAACCGAGAAUGUAAAAUUUUAGUAGCGGGUAAAUUUCCAUUUCUUUCAACCUUCAGGGGCUGGGCCUCAACAAUAAUUGGACCUUACAGCAACAUCUCCACAGAAAUGUUAGCCCAGCCCAAGAUUCAGACAAACCAAUAACAUAUACUUCCAGAGUCAAAGGAGUUGUUGCUUUGUUUCUUUAAAUCGCAUGAACAGAUUGUUAAAUAAAUAUUUGUUUUUCAUUUAGUUAGUUAGUCUAUUUUGCAAAACAUAA